AGUUUGAAUUAAACCGACAGCGGAAAGGCGGGAAAAGCGGGAAGAGGGAGAGAGAAAAACACCCGGGGAGAGAGGGAGAGAAAUACUCAGGGAGAGGGGAAAAAAUAGCUGAAGGGAGGGAGAGAGAAAAACACCCGGGGAGAGAAGUAUAAACACCGCAGGAAAGAGGGAAAAACAUCCAGGGAGCGGGAGCGAGACUGAAAACUGGAGAAAUUGGGUUGCAUCCCAUAAAGAUGGAGGCCCAGGUGCAGGAAUUUAAGGCGCUGGCAGAUGAGAUGCUGAUCAUCCUCUCUGGCUGUCAUGGGGAGGUGUUGCUGCAGAAAGCCAUGAUGAAUAAAGCCAAGACUGUGAACAGGUACCUGGAGUUUGAAAAAUUGGUGAAGCACCGGCUUGCAGAGAUACAGCAGACGCGGGAGAAAGUGGCACUGAAAGUUAUAGAGUUUGGAGAAGAACAAGAGAGAAGCUUUCUGGAGGUGCAGAAGAUUAAGGAAGAGUGGAAAAAGAGUCAGCAACUGAAUUCUGAGAAAGAAGCAGAACUCAAACAGUUACAAAAAGAGCUGGAAGAGCUUGAAAGGACUGACAAAGAAAUAUCCAAAAUGGAAGAAGAGGUAGCUGAAGACACAACAGUGGUUAUUCCUUCUUCCAAGUACUUGGCUCAUAUCUUCCAUAAGGUCACUAAGAUCAUUUGGGACUAUGACAGUGACUCUUCUCUUGUAAAAGGCGUUCAUUUUGGGAUGGGUAUACCGCAGCCCAUUAACAUCGACUCUACUAAGCACUCGGAGAGUUUUAUUUGUGAUUACCUGUGGAACCUGAAUGCACAAGAAAAGGGAUUAAAAGCCAACUGUUUUGGUGUCUGUGUGCUAGUCUGGUGAUCUGUUCUGGUGCUAGUGUGUGCGGUGACAGUCACAACUGAAGGACAUCAACUAGGCAUCCUAGAGCUUGCCAGUAAAAGUCUUUCUCUGAUGCUGGAGGCAAGUCACAAGUCAGCAAUGCCACAGUUGAAAAGGGAACAGGACAAUUCCUUUCAGCUAACCUCCAGAACCAAGAAUCUCCACAACAACUGCUCAACUGCCAAAGUCAACUCUACCAGAAUCAUCCAACUUAUUGGCUGCAAUGUUUCACCAUCUACUUUUCAUAGACAAGCUGAAGACUGAUUUGUAUGUCUUUUUAAGCCUUUAGUUUUGGACUCACUUCGCGUUUUUAAUCUGUGUGUUUUUGUUUUCUGUUUUUAUUAAUUUUUCUUGUGUUUU
This is a messenger RNA of Carcharodon carcharias (great white shark), 1250 nucleotides long. RefSeq names its product SPC24 component of NDC80 kinetochore complex (gene spc24). The record is from RefSeq and is a predicted model, not a curated record. The transcript is spliced from 7 exons. Bases 234 to 872 code for a protein of 212 amino acids. Lineage: Eukaryota; Metazoa; Chordata; Chondrichthyes; Lamniformes; Lamnidae.